CUAAACACAAACACAAACACAAAAAACGCAAGAGAAUGCAUAGAAGCACGCCGGUGAGAAAGCCACACACCUCCACCUCCGAUCUCCUCACAUGGUCGGAAGUUCCUACGCCGGAAUCCUCCGCCACCGUCUCCGCCUCCGGCAACCGCUCUCGCCAGCCUUCCGACAGAAUCAGCAAGGUUCUCCAUGGCGGCCAGCUCACCGAUGAAGAAGCUCAGACUCUAGCCAAGAGCAAACCUUGCUCAGGGUAUAAAAUGAAAGAGAUGACUGGAAGUGGUAUAUUUUCGGACAAUGGCGAAGAUUCUGCACCAGAAGCCAAUUCUGCAAAUUCAAAUAACAGAACAAGCAUACGCAUAUGUCAGCAAGCACUGAAUGGAAUUAGUCAGAUAUCAUUCAGCACUGAAGAAAGCAUUUCUCCUAAGAAGCCUACCUCUAUACCAGAGGUAGCAAAGCAGCGUGAACUGAGCGGGACAUUGCAAAGUGAAUCAGACACAAAGAAUAAGAAGCACGUAUCAAAUGCCAAGUCCAAGGAGCUCAGUGGAAAUGACAUAUUUGGCCCUCCUUCUGAAAAUGUGCCUCGUUCAGUGGCGGUUGCACGCACUUUGGAAUCAAAGGAAAGUAAAGACAUGGGAGAACCUCUUCCCAGAAAUGUGCGAACUUCAGUUAAAGUUUCCAAUCCUGCAGGUGGCCAAAGUAAUAUCUUAUUUGGUGAAGCACCCGUAACGAAGACAUCAAAGAAGAUACAUGACCAGAAGUUUGCGGAGCUGACAGGGAAUAAUAUUUUCCAAGGAAAUGUUCCUCCAGGAUCAGCGGAAAAGCCUCUGAGCAGGGCUAAACUGAGGGAAAUGACUGGCAGUGACAUAUUUGCUGAUGGAAAGCCAGAAACCAAAGAUCCUGUCCGAGGUGCCCGCAAACCCCCUGGUGGAGAAAGCAGCAUUGCCUUGGUUUAAGUUAUGAUAUUUAAACUUACCCUAUUUCACGUAGGCAUUCUAUAAAUCAGUCUGAACUCCCAUGUUUUUAAGUAGAAGGGUCUGUGUUUUCUAUUUUCAGCAUCUUAGGUUUUUCCACUUUUCAACUAUGAACGUGGCAUAACUCAGUCUUAACAUUUAAAUGGUGAAAAAUGAAGUUGGUCGUGCCUGGACAGCGUUUCAGCGUUCCCUUUUCCCCACCCUGCUAAACAUGUUAUGAAAACUUCAAUUAUAUUUAUAGUUUUGUUGAAUAGUCAAGGACGAUCCUGUUUGAU
Messenger RNA from Gastrolobium bilobum, 1243 nucleotides. RefSeq lists its product as uncharacterized. The record is from RefSeq and is a predicted model, not a curated record. The coding region runs from base 36 to 950 and encodes 304 amino acids. The transcript is spliced from 5 exons. NCBI's taxonomy places the organism in Eukaryota, Viridiplantae, Streptophyta, Magnoliopsida, Fabales, Fabaceae.